GUAAAAACAGAUAUCCAUAGAUCGAUCCAAACAGAGUAGCUCAGUUCAGUGGAGUUACCAUGGAUGCUCAUGGUAUUGAGGAGGUACCCCGUGAGGAGUGGAUUCGCUCGAUAACAGAAUCGAACUUGCCGAGCGAAUUGCCGCAAAAAAUAUGGAGGGUUCCGCAGAUGCUGCGAGAACAAACCUCCAUUAAGAAUUAUGAGCUCGAGAAAUUCUUUGAACCCAGGGUGGUAUCCAUCGGUCCUUACCACCACGGCAAGCCCAAGCUGAACCUGAUGGAGGAGCUCAAGCCCAAUUUUGCAUGUCAAUUCGUCUCCAUCAUUAAGGAUGCUGCUGACUCAAAAAAUUCCAAAACUCAAGCUACAGGUAGAAAAGCUGGUCAAGACCAACUUUGCACUUUAAUCGUCAAAUUGUAUGAUAAGAUUCUUAAAGAGAUCAAAGAGCUGAGGAGCUGCUAUGCGGAUGAGAACUCGACAAGCGAGUACGGAGACGAAGAUUUGGCGCGAGUGUUGUUCCUGGACGGGUGCUUCAUUCUGCAGUUCAUCGAGAACCGCCAGGGAAAGAACUCCGAACAACCGCAGAUGAUGAAGAGUCACUACGAGGCGUUCGUGGAGCAGGACUUGUUCUUGUUGGAGAACCAACUCCCCUUCAGGGUCCUUCAGAUUCUAGCGGAAGAAAAACAAUCCCACCAAAGUAAUCCUAGUAAGGAUGAUCACCUUACUAUGACCGUGAAAUUCAUCUAUAAGAUCAAUAUGAUCGCAGAGCCGAAAUCAGUUGAGACAAACAAAUGGUGGAAAACCCAGCCGCCCGCCCAUCUCCUCGAGCUGCUGCGGAAAAUUCUCCUCAAUUGCAAUCAACCAAAGCCAGAGCCAGAUGGUGCCGCAAAAAUAGACAAGCAAAACACACCAACAAAACCAGAUGGUACAGCAGAAGUAAACAAGCGAAACACAGCAGCAAAUGCAGCUGGUGAUAAUCAUCAGCGCUGGAAUGCAAUAACGUUUUUCUUCAAAUGCAUCAGUGAGAUCGAAAAAAGAUUAACAAGAAUACGUCGGCGCAGCGGCAAACGCGAAACAAAAUCCAAUCGCUAUUCUUACCGCAACGUGAAGGAGCUCAGUGCCGUGGGGAUCAAGAUGAAAUGCAGCAAGACUAGCUAUUUAACCGAUGUUUCCUUCGAUAGUCCCGCUUUCCUGUUCGGCCACUUGAGGCUUCCCCCCAUCACUAUGGACGACUCGACCGGCCCCAAGUUCAUGAACUUGAUGGCCUACGAGAUGUGCCCGGACGUCGCCGACGAUGAGUUCGGGGUCACGUCCUACAUCUGCUUCCUCGACUCCCUCAUUGACCAUGUGGACGAUGUGAAGGAACUGAGGAAGGCGCGCGUGAUCGACAAUGGCCUCCGCAGCGACGAGGAGGUGGCCAAGCUCUUCAACGAUAUCGGCACCGACCUCGUGCCCAAGUCCAAGACUUACAAAAAGGUAAUGGAGGAUAUUCAAAAACACUGCGAUAGUAAGGUAAAGUCAUGGAUUGCCCUCUUCAUUAACCGCCAUUUCAGUACGCCUUGGACUGGCUUGGCCGCUUUGGCUGCCGUUUUUGUCCUCUUCCUCAGCAGUGCGCAAGCCCACUUUCAAGUCUUCCCUCGACCCGGUUCUUUCGAUCCCAUUUGCGAGUAUAAUUAAAAGAACAUGUUUGCAGGUAAUGUGCUGCCCCAUCAAAAUGUGAGUUCUUCAUAUGGAUAAGUUGGACAUUUCAAGUCUUGGUCUUUAAUUAACAUCACUUGGUUUUUCUAUAAUUUUUGUCUACGUUUAAUUUGUUUGAUUUUGAUUCAUAGAGGCAUGGUUAGAUUGGUUUAUUUGAAUUAUUGUAUUAGUAUUUUUUUAUUAGUUUUGAUGUCUAAGAUGACUUUUAUAGUUUAUAUAUAAAUCAUAUGAGUUCUGCUUGUUACUAUGGUAUCUCUCCGCCAUAAGCGAGAACUAUCAAUAAAUUUGGGGUUUCAUUUAAAAAAA
This is a messenger RNA of Malania oleifera, 2000 nucleotides long. RefSeq names its product UPF0481 protein At3g47200-like. The transcript has a single exon. The record is from RefSeq and is a predicted model, not a curated record. Lineage: Eukaryota; Viridiplantae; Streptophyta; Magnoliopsida; Santalales; Ximeniaceae. The coding region runs from base 60 to 1673 and encodes 537 amino acids.